GUCGCGCGCGCCAGCCUCGUCGCGGCCAGUGUAACCCGCGACGUCCGACCAUGCGCAAACGCCCGGACCACAGCUGCAGCCGGCACGUCGCGACGACACCGUGAAGAGACGAGAUAUGCGCGGCACUGCGCUCUUCGCCACCGUCGCCGUCCUCCUAACCCUCUUGGUAUCGCAUUGCGCGGGCCGCCCUUGGCAUCAACGGCGGCAGCAGCGGCAGAGACCACCAGUGCCACCAACACGGCCGCCGGUGGCGGUGACGGUCGCAUCGAUUUACGCAGAAUACGAUGAUCCGUCCGUGGCCGUCAACGGUCAUCCGCCCUCGUCGGACCAGAGCCUGCAGCAGCAGGAAUCACCGGAACCGGAUUACGGGGAACCGGGGCGGAUGUACGUGGAACCAGAACGGGUGUACGCCGAACCGGAACAGAACUAUGAGGUAGACGAGGCGGUGAGCGUGCUGAGCGACGGGCGCGUGCACGGAGUGCAGCAGCAACCGACUCCGACGACCGCGGUGUCCGGGAGUUACGACGUCAGCAGCACCACCGAUAGCGGCAGCACCGACAUCGCCAUCACCGGCUUCACCACCGCUUCAAACACCCCCACGACCACCUCUACUACUACUACGACCACGACCCAGGCGAUGGAAACCCGGAAGAGCGGUUACGUGGUGGACGGAAAACACUACCGGAAGUACAGGGUCGAGGAAGAGACGCCGGACGGGUUCAUCGUGGGCGAGUACGGAGUGGUCAGCCAUCACGACGGCACCACCAGAGGCGUCCGGUAUACGGCCGACAGCAGCAUCAACCCGCGGGUCAUAUACGAAGCACUGGCCAAGUUCUUGGCCCUCAGGCGUCGCCGGUAGACGCCGCGGACGGACGACGGUGAACUGCCGCUGGCCAGCCGGACGAUGUUCAGCUGAUCGUACAUCACAAUAUUAUUAUAGUAUAAUAAUCAUCGAUUAUCAAUAUUAUAGUAUAGGUCGGUUCGCUGCCGUUCGAAACUAUCUUUUUUUUUUUUUUUUUUAAAACGAAAUUUCUAGUCAGGUUCUAUUAUACUUGUCGCCGCCGCCGCCGCCAUCGUCGUCGUCGCCAAUCACAGCCGGCCUCAAAACGAAUAAUCAGAAGACCAACAACAAACAUCGUACUCAAACAUAAUAUAAUAAUAAUAAUCAUGAUAAUAAUAAUAAUAUAUUAUAAAUAUUAGCUCGCGCGCGCGCGCGUCUUGUCCGAAUCGCGUUCAGUGCCAUUUUCCGCGAACAGUGUGACGAACCUACGUAUAUAUAAUAUAUAUUAUAAGACACGCUCACUCGGAAUAUAAUAUAAUAAUAUGUUUUUUACUGUGACUGAAUGAAAAUUUGGAAAAAUGUAUAUUUAUAUAACAAUAAACAUUAUGUUUCGAUCGAAAUAAACGUGCGUAACAUAUAAUAUA
Molecule: messenger RNA, 1425 nt
Organism: Myzus persicae (green peach aphid)
Lineage: Eukaryota; Metazoa; Arthropoda; Insecta; Hemiptera; Aphididae
Exons: 2
Coding region: 116-859 (247 amino acids)
Source: RefSeq, a predicted model, not a curated record